AGACUUUUAUUUGGUUUGUUCGUUUAUAAAAGGAAACAGCCGUCCCAGUGCUUAUCAACAUCUGUCCUCUUGAGGUUAAUUAGGGUUCUUUAGAGAGUAGUAUAUUUUAUCAAACGAUCCUUCGGAUCUUGAAUGGAAGUUUAAAAGUUAACACGUUUUGAUUAGAAUCUCUUCGUUUUCUCCUUUUUUGUUAUUAUAAACAUUGAACUUUUAUAAACUUAUAGGGCUUUCGAUCGUAUUAUUUGGUAGAUCAUCGCCACUAAAGCAUAUACAGAAUUAUUUUUCUCUGCUUUCCCUUGUUUUUAAGUUCAAAAUUUUCUUUAAACCUGCUUCUUUAACAAAAAAAAAAUAUAUACCACCUUUUCUUGAGAUAUCAAAGUAAAAUUUUCAUAUUUUAUCGAUGGAAACAAUAUCUUUGCAACGUUCCCCGGGCAAACAAGUUUCUGGUUCGAGACCAUACAAGAACCCUAAAAGAAGGAGUUCUCGUGGUUCGCUUUCAAGAUCUGGAGGAAGUUUGACUCUUCCGAUCAACCCAACGUCUUCUUGGGGAUCUUCUCCGGCGCAUCUUCCACCGCCGCCUAGCUACUCCCAGCCUCCUCUUCUCCCUCUUCCACGUGUCAACAGCUCUACUUUCCCUCUGCAACGCGUCAACAGCUCUCGACCACGUGUGAACAACUCUAGUCUCCCUUACUCUCAAACAAGACCAACGUCUCAAACACAGCAGAAGAAAGCAGAGUGCGUUAAAACUGUACCGAGACUCACUCGAACCGGUUCGGUUCCGGUCCGGUCUAACCACAAGCGUGAUUUCCCGGAAGGAUUUGAUGGUUAUCCCGGUCCAGCGAUCAUGUUAUUAUCUCCUCCCCCGUGUAGUUUGCCCAUGCCUAGGUUUUCUAUGAAACCGAAGCUUAGUUGCAACGCAGAAGCUGCCGGCAAAACUGACGUAGCCACCAAUAACAUACGUCGUGUUUUACAGCUACGUUACGGUCGAUGAUACUACAAAUAAAUUAAAGCCCAUGGGCUUGGGUCUGUCUUGUUUUUAAAGUGAUAGAACUCUCUCCUUUUUGUGUGAUUUGCUAAGCCGUAAGUUUUUUUAAAUAGGCUCUGUUGGCACAAAGUAUAAGCCUUGUCGUAAUAUAUUUUCUUCUAUGUUUGUUUCCUUCUAUAAGAUUAUUACCAAUACUAAGACCUUGUUCUUUUACA
This is a messenger RNA of Brassica oleracea var. oleracea, 1200 nucleotides long. RefSeq lists its product as uncharacterized. Bases 401 to 991 code for a protein of 196 amino acids. The transcript has a single exon. The record is from RefSeq and is a predicted model, not a curated record. Lineage: Eukaryota; Viridiplantae; Streptophyta; Magnoliopsida; Brassicales; Brassicaceae.